GAUCAAUCGAGUCCCCUCCAUGGAAACCUUUGACGGCACGUGUCUCCUUAACGUGCUUCCCUUCCUUUUCCCCACCUGACCCUCUCAGCCUCUCAUCUCUCGCCGCGUGGCAUCCUCACUCUCUGGUCAGACUAUCCCUGACCGGCGCUGGCGAUCGUUGCUGCUCUUCCUCCACAGCAACGUACUGCUCCCUCCCGCUCCAUAGCGACCGCCGACCAGCUCCUGUUCCUUCCUGCUCCACCGCCACCAGCUACUGCUCCAGGCCCACCGCGACCAGCUCCUUUUCCAGCCCCCCGCUCCUUCUCGACCAUCUGUUGCCCCAACCUUCGAAUUCCUCCCUGACAGCUCAAGCUGCUGCUACUCCAAAGAUAGUCGAGAAAUUGCCCCCAAUUUCCUGAAUUACACCAGAAUCCCUAGACAGAAGUGAAGACAUGGAGGAGGAGAUCGAAAGGCAAUACCGAGACCUUUUGUUUGAGCAUGAACUGGAAGCCGAGAGAUUACUUUUAGCUAAGGCACAGCAACAUGAAAUCGGUAUAUUAAAGGAAGGAAACCGGCAAGCUCAAAGCGCAUUAAGAAGACGGGCAAGGACAACAAAAACUAGUGUUCUAUCUCCUUUUGAGUCGAUGAUGAAGGAUAUCGGUGAGCCGGGGUCUAGGCCUUUGGUGCAGGAGGUGUGCAGGACGUGUGGGAAUCAUGACGCAAAUGAGCACACUUGGAUGAUGUUCCCAGGAACAGAUCUCUUUGCAAGGAUCCCAUUUCAUGCUGCUCACAAAAUCUUGGAAGAAGAUGAGCCACAUCUGGACUUUGAAUACAACAAACUACAAAGCUAUAUUAAGGAUAUGUCCUUGAGUCUCUCAGAGAAGGGUGCCCUUUCGGAUAAGAUCAGCCCAGAUGUCUUACGAUCUCUCGUGACUUUGAAGGACAAGCCAAAGGAGAAGGCUUCAAGGGAUGAUUCUCUUACGGAAAAUCUCUGGAGAAUGAAGAAUCGGGGUUCAAGCAUUCACAUCUGAUAGAAACGGCUGAUCUUUAUACUUUUUGUUGCGAUGGUUUCCAACUACUGUGAAGGAAUAUAUCAAUUGCUGGGCCUAGUUGUAUUAAGAAAUGGGAGGGUUGAAAGUAUAGAUAUUUUGUUGAGCUGUGUUCUCUAGAGAUUGGAAAUGCCAUAUCUGUUACCAAAAUUCAUUUCUGAACACAAAUUAACCGUUGAAACCACUUCUCGUACA
Messenger RNA from Punica granatum (pomegranate), 1223 nucleotides. The record is from RefSeq and is a predicted model, not a curated record. Lineage: Eukaryota; Viridiplantae; Streptophyta; Magnoliopsida; Myrtales; Lythraceae.